Molecule: messenger RNA, 1776 nt
Organism: Chondrus crispus (carragheen)
Lineage: Eukaryota; Rhodophyta; Florideophyceae; Gigartinales; Gigartinaceae
Exons: 1
Coding region: 1-1776 (591 amino acids)
Biological process (GO): ribosomal subunit export from nucleus
Cellular component (GO): cytosol
Molecular function (GO): GTPase activity; GTP binding
Source: RefSeq, a predicted model, not a curated record
AUGGGCAGGAAAGCGAAGAAAAGCGACCUUGGACGAGCUCUGACGCGAAGGCGGCAACGGGACAAGGAAGCUGCUAAGCAUGUAGGCGACAAAAAUUUGCUCCACUCGGGCCCUAGUGUGUAUGAAGACCAAGGAAACCUCCAGUCUGUGCUCGAUGCCACUGACUUGGAAGAGUUCAUGCUCAACGCGACCAUGGCCAAUGAAGAUUUUAUUGCAGAGCGAUAUCCACAACCCCUUGCACCUCAGACUGUGGUGAUGACUCCGCUUCACCAAAACACGGCCUCGGCGAGUCAUAAUGCGGAGAAAAGGAAGCUCCUCGACAAAACGGUAUUGAGAAUACCACGCAGGCCACCUUGGGACUCAACUACGACGCCAGCUGUGUUGUUGGCAAAAGAAAUGGACACGUUUUUGAGGUGGAGGAGAAAAAUCGCCACGCUUGAGGAAGAAAACAGGCUCUCUUCAUCCGUCGCUGGCCCCAUGAUGACUCCAUUUGAAAAGAACAUUGAAGUUUGGAGACAGCUUUGGCGUGUCGUCGAGCGCUCAGACGUGGUUGUGCAGAUUGUGGAUGCGAGAAACCCGCUUUUGUAUUACUGCGAGGAUAUGUACCGGUAUGUAACUACCGAGAUGGGCCGUUCACAUCUGCUCUUGCUCAACAAGUCUGAUCUUCUCUCAAACCAAAUGAUCGAUCGCUGGGAAGCCUACUUCAAGGCUCAGGGCAUGGAUGUUAUCUUCUUUUCCGCAUUCAAAGCUAGCGUAAAUGAACCUGUAAGCGAUUCGCGAGUCGUUGGUGUUCACGACCUCAUUGAAAAGUUGCAGAGUUUUGAGCACAAGGCCCCAAUCACACAACCGAAUCAAAGGCUCGUCGUGGGGAUGUGUGGCUACCCAAACGUUGGAAAAUCCUCCACGAUCAACGUUCUUGUUGAAUUUAUCGCCAGCAGUGAAGCGAAAGAGGAUUCCCAGGGACAUACACAGCACAAUGGUGACAUGCAAUCAUCUGCUAGUACCGAGGAAAUGGAAGGCGCCGAAGCUGGUUCAAAGCAGGCCAAGCGAGUGGCAGUUUCCUCUACUCCGGGUAAAACAAAACAUUUCCAAACGCUUGUCUUGACGGAGAAAGUGCUAUUAUGCGAUUGUCCUGGGCUUGUGUUUCCCAAUUUCUCGUCUUCAAAGUCAGAGCUGAUCUGUGCGGGGGUGCUGUCUAUUGAUCAGAUGCGUGGCGACUACCUGGUUCCUGUAUCACUUAUUGCUGCCCGAAUCCCAGCAUCCAUCUUUGAAGGCGUAUAUGGUAUUAGGUUUCCGGUAUUGGUUGACGGGGUUUACACCGACACGGAUGCCCUGUUGCGUGCCGCUCCAGGUUAUGUUUCGGCCACGAUGCUUCUCGACACUCACGCACGAGCGCGCGGGUUCAUGAGCGACCAUAACAAGCCCGAUCAGAGCCGAUCGACGCGUGUAUUGCUAAAAGAUUAUGUGAACGGGCGGAUUAUCUUUGCUCACGCACCGCCUCCGCGAGACGUUGCGGACGGGGAAAGCGGUAUCGGGCCGGGAGUACACGCUAAGAAGGGAGCAUUGGUGCACCAACGACAGGAAGCGGCGCAGGUCGCUUUAGCGAGUACGGGAGCGAGCAGCAACGCGCCUGUAAAGGGGGCACAUGCAAUGUCCAAGAGGCUGGUAGGCCGGGAUGGUGGGUCAGACGUGGUGAGGGCGCGGGUGAGCGGGUCGAAGAAACACGAGCAUCAAGAAUUCACGCGAGUGCAACGCAGCUACUACCCCCCUGUUUGA